Messenger RNA from Lolium rigidum, 546 nucleotides. Its product is annotated as polyol transporter 5-like. Gene Ontology annotation, biological process: transmembrane transport. Gene Ontology annotation, cellular component: membrane. The coding region runs from base 1 to 546 and encodes 181 amino acids. Gene Ontology annotation, molecular function: myo-inositol:proton symporter activity. The record is from RefSeq and is a predicted model, not a curated record. The transcript has a single exon. NCBI's taxonomy places the organism in Eukaryota, Viridiplantae, Streptophyta, Magnoliopsida, Poales, Poaceae.
AUGGGUCUGGCCAAGACUGUCUUCAUCCUCACCGCCAUCCUCCUCGUCGACCGUGUCGGCCGCCGUGGCCUAUACCUCUCCAGCCUCGCCGGCGUCAUUGUCUCGCUCUCCUGCCUUGGCCUAAGCCUCACCGUAAUCGAGCACUCCAAGCCCAACCAGGACGUGCCGUGGCCCAGGGCGGCCAUCGCCUCGGUGUUCACGUUCGUGGCCUCCUUCUCCAUUGGCUUGGGGCCCAUCACAGGCGCCUACAGCUCCGAGGUCAUCCCGCUCCGGCUGCGCGCGCAGGGUGUCAGCGUCGGUGUGGCUUUCAACCGCGUCGCCAACGCAACCGUUGCACUCAGCUUCAUCUCCCUCUCCAAUGCCAUCACCAUGGGCGGCGCCUUCUUCCUCUUCGGAUUCUUGUCCGUGGGAGCGGCCACAUUCUUCUACUUCUUCUGCCCGGAAACUCAAGGCCGGCCGCUGGAGGAGAUCGAGGAGGUGUUCGGACACGGGUGGCGCGAGAGACGACACAACAUGCCUUUUCAUGUAUCCAAGCACACGAAAUGA